This is a messenger RNA of Esox lucius (northern pike), 1638 nucleotides long. Its product is annotated as zinc finger and SCAN domain-containing protein 10-like. Gene Ontology annotation, molecular function: DNA-binding transcription factor activity, RNA polymerase II-specific; RNA polymerase II cis-regulatory region sequence-specific DNA binding. The transcript is spliced from 4 exons. NCBI's taxonomy places the organism in Eukaryota, Metazoa, Chordata, Actinopteri, Esociformes, Esocidae. The record is from RefSeq and is a predicted model, not a curated record. Gene Ontology annotation, biological process: regulation of transcription by RNA polymerase II. The coding region runs from base 119 to 1531 and encodes 470 amino acids.
AGCAAAGACACAGGAUUUCGGUGUUUGGAAAUCUUUUUUCGGGACUGUGUAUUUACAGGCCAUAGCUUUAGUUUAAAAGUAACAUUGUUGCUCUAAUACUAGUAUCGAGACUAUCAGAAUGUUGGAGGCCGUAAUAUUUCAGACGCAGUUGACGUCCAUAAUGGAAGUUCUAUCUAGCGCCGCUGUAGCGGAGAUAACCAAACUAGUUGACGAGUACUCUGCGUUUUUACGCGCCGAACUGUCACGGAAAAAACAGGAUAACGAAAUCCUGAUGAACAAACUUAAAGAAGUUGAAAGCCGGCACCGGACAAGGACGUCGGCGAUUGAACACGGCGGGGAUGAUGUUGGCGCUGUUGUGCUUUGCGAAAGACUUCAGAGUGGUGCUUCAGCUACCAGCAGAUACUAUCUCGGGGGAUCCCUAACUCACCACACGCCCGCGGCUAGGAAGGAACGAGAACCGGACACCGUCUUGGCCCGGCCGGGGUGCUGCAGAAAUUGGGGUGAAACAUCCGGGACAGAUGUUAACGAGCUAGGUCACAAUGCCACUCUAACAGACAGGAAGGGUACGCCUGUCACCAUUAAACAGGAGAGACUGGAGGACUGCGAUGACCCAGGGGAAUAUGCAGAUCUUAACGGACAGAAGACAAAUGUUUUGUCACCUUCCCUGAUCUCCUCUCCCUCUCAAAUGUCAGCUCCUGAACAUACUGCCACCCCUCUAGUCGCUGGGCAACAGCAUCCUGCUGUUCAGGCCUGUUUCAAGGAGGACUGGGAGUUCCGGAACCUACCCUCGGAGGGUAGAAAUGAGCUCACUGACUCUACGGAACCCAAUGUAGGAUUGGGACAUGGAACUCUAGAACACCACGUGGAAUUGGAACAUAGAACUAUGGAGCACAUUGGCAGCGGUUCCCACUGUCUGGACACGGAUCAGCCUGCAGGGUUGUUGCCUUGCCUCAAGACGGAGCCAGAGAGUCCAAACCUUGACCAACCUCCAGGGGCAGGACCAGACCCGGGGAUCAACCAGCAGGAUCUGAGUAGAACGUACCCUGAGUAUGCGGCACUGAGCCUGGGUUACGGCAGCUACACAGACACCCCGUGUACGUUUUUCACCUACUCGCCGGCAAACCAACAACACACUUCCUCCACGACGACAGCCACCAGCGAUUUGGCCUUGCUGCCAGGCCAACACGUCGACUCCGUCGUCAUGCCGGGACCCCGCAGGGAUCAGAGAGCGAGCGGCGGGCCUGCGAGAAGAACUCGAGCUCCCCUCAGUAAGGACAAGGAGGGGAGGUUCAUAUGCAAGGACUGCGGGAAGGGUUUCCCCUAUGUCAGCUACCUCAGGCGGCACACCCUCAACCACACGGGAGAGAGGUCGCAUCACUGCUCUGUGUGUGGGCGGAGCUUCAUCAGGCUGAGCCACCUUCGGAGGCACGAGCUGCUGCACACAGGGGUUCGACCCUUCACCUGCACGCUUUGCGGACGUCACUUCUCGCGCGGUGCCCACCUCCGUGCUCACGUGAAGACACACGCGUGAUGGAUGUGGCUGUUUGUGUGUCAUCUAUAAGUUGUGUGUGGAUAGACCGAUACCGCUUUGUGUCAUUUUUUCUUGUACACGAGUGAAUUAAAACAGAAAUGGAAUGA